UGAAUUCGGUUGUCGUGAGUAUAGUGUGGUGUUCGUUCCCGAAGUUAAUGUGGUAGCACUGUAGCAAAGCAAUAGCAAUAGCAAUAGUGACUGACGGCAGACGGACGACGGUAAUAGUGAAAUUUAACCUGAUGACGAAUGCAAAGAAUAAAAUCAAAAGCUAAUUGAUUGCAUUUUCGCCUCGAUUGUGUGUGAUUUUUUUAAAAUUUAAUCGGCCCCUUUUUUAUUUAAGCACAAAUUAAAAAUUAUCUAUCAUUGCGAAUAGAAAUUAAUUUGUUUUGUAGAAAAAGUGAAAAGCCUAAUUAUAAUAACGUGAAUGAUUGUAGAAAAAUGUCCAGAUAAACUCUUGCCAAAGGCGAAAGGCGAGUGAAAGAGAGAAUCAAGGCUUAGUUUUUGUUUUGUAUUAAAGUGUUUGAGAGUGAGUGAGAAAUCAUUGGAUAAAAUUACAAGAGUUGCGGGGUGUGGGAGGUUUGGAUUUUGAAACCAACAAAACUACACGAUGAAACUGGGAUUUUUUAACUCAUCAAAUUAUCCUGUUCGUGACUUCGGAUGGCUGGUGGUUUUAUUAUCAACUUAUGUAUUUAUUGCGUUAGAUUUAGUGCAUAAGACAGAAGCAACUGGUGAUUCUAAAGAGGCAUACUUCAAUGGAUCAGCCUAUCUGAGACUGUUAACGCCAAUGCCAAUAUGGGGGCAUUCGGCAAUUAGUUUUAGGACUUGCAGAGGAGGUGAAAUCUUCUCACAGCAAUACAAUCGACACACUCUAUGGCUCUCAGUGUCGAGUGACUUUGUACAGGUGACUUUCACGGGACCAAAUGCACGGGUGGAUGCACGUUUACCAUUUAAGUUAUUAGACAAUAAGUGGCACACUUUACAAUUCAAAUAUGAAUACGGAAACUUAAAUUUAGUUGUUGAUCGUUCAUCUAUGAUAAUUGCAAAUUCAACAUAUAACUCACAGUUCUUGACGAAUCAGGAUGUCAAGAACGAGGCAGCUAUUCUCAUUUUAGGCAAUGCCUAUUCUGGCUGCCUGCUCAAUGGACCUGGACUUAUAUUCAAUGCUAGCUCAAUGAAUGCUCAGGGAGUUGCCUUUGGUGCUUGUCCCCUUGCACCAGGGCCUUGUGGUGACCACGAUAAGCUUAUACGUGUCCAAAUGGACUAUUGCUUACAUGACCCGUGCAUGCAGCACGGAUCGUGUAUAUCUCGAGUGGAUAGCUACGAAUGUCAUUGUACCACAAGAUAUACCGGUAAAAACUGUGAAGUCGACACUGGGCCUCCAUGCUUGUCAAAUCCAUGUAAAAAUGGUGGCAGCUGUCAAGAGGACGAACGUGGAGACUAUCAGUGCUAUUGUCCACCUAAUUUCACUGGUCAAUCAUGCGAAAAUGAAAUAAGCAUUCACCCGCUGUGCGAGAAGAACCCCUGUAUUAACAAUGGGACCUGUUGGGUACCAACAGGAGCAAAGACAACGGAAUGUAACUGUGUCAAAGGGUUUACGGGUAAAAUUUGCGAUAUAAACGCCGAUGACUGUGCCUCACAACCGUGCAUGAAUAAUGGCCGUUGUAUGGACAUGGUAAAUGGGUUCUCUUGUGACUGUGCUGGAACUGGCUAUUCGGGUACUUUAUGUCAAAACAACAUCGACGAAUGUGAAGUAAAUCCCUGUCAAAAUGGCGGAAAGUGUUUUGACACUUAUGGCUUUUAUACAUGUGAAUGUUUACCCGGGUGGGGUGGAGUUAAUUGUGAGCUAUCAAUUAACCAGUGUCAAUUCCAACCAUGUCAACAUGGUGGUACAUGUUUGGAUAAGAAGAGUAAUUUCCAGUGCGUCUGUCCGCCAGGCUUUUCAGGAGUAUUUUGUGAACAAGGUCCACCUUGCCCACAAUGCCCAAUUGAUUCGGACUGCAUUGGUGGAAAAUGUAUUUGCAAGCCGGGAACAACUGGCCCAAUAGGCCAUUGUAUCCCAAUACCAACCCCAACUCCCCAGUCGAAUGCAUGUACAAAUUUUGUAUGCUUAAAUGGUGGUACUUGUGCCGGAAAUGCUUCAAAUUCUACUUGCAUUUGUGCAAGUGGAUUCGCAGGUUUCAACUGUGAAUUCCCAACAUCAACGGAUGGAUGCAAGUGUUUGAAUGGUGGUACUUGCUCCUUGAACGGAACUCAUUGCUACUGCCCAUCGGGCUUUGACGGUGAUCGGUGUGAAAAAUUUGAACCCUGCACAGCGGCAACAUGCGAGGAGCCCAUGAUGUGCUCAAACAAUAAGUGUAUUUGUCCGGAUAAUAUGAAUUGUGCGGCUUGUAGCUCAAACCCUUGUCAUAAUGGAGGCGUGUGCAGAAACAAAGGUGCUGGCUACGAGUGUGCAUGUCCCGAAGGAUGGAAUGGAACCCAUUGUGAUACUGAUAUUGAUGAAUGUGCUCAACAUUCAACAUGCGGUCAUGGCAUUUGCGUUAAUAGACCUGGAUCAUUCAAGUGUUAUUGUGAGCCCGGUUUUACGGGACUUCGUUGCGACUCAGAUGUAGAUGAAUGCCUUAGCAGGCCAUGUAAAAAUGGAGCUUCUUGUUUGAAUAAGGUUAACGACUACGAAUGCGUAUGUCCAGCUGGUUACACAGGCAAAGAAUGUGAUUUUAAUAUUGAUGAAUGUGCAAGCAAUCCUUGCGAAAAAGGUUCCACUUGCAUUGAUAUGGUUAAUAACUUCACGUGCUCAUGUAUUCCUGGAAUGACUGGAAGGUUAUGUGAUGUUGACAUAGACGAUUGCGUUUCGCAGCCUUGCCAGCAUGACGGAAAAUGUAUGGACGAAUUGGGAGGAUUUCAUUGUGACUGCGAAGCUACGGGGUAUACCGGUGAACUGUGUCAAAUUAACAUUGACGAAUGUCUGUCGAAUCAUUGUACAAACGGUGCAGAGUGUAUAGACAAAAUCAAUGAUUAUAUGUGCAAGUGUUUCCCGGGUUUCACGGGUAAAAAUUGUGAAACUGAUAUCAAUGAAUGCGAAAGUAAUCCUUGCAAGCAUAAUGGAACGUGUCUGGAACGUUCGAAUUUGACAUUGUACCAGAUGGCAGAUAAGGUUGAUCUUCCGCCUAUAUUUUCACAGGAGUUUUCUUAUGAAAAUGCCAGCGGCUACGAAUGUAUAUGUGUGCCUGGCAUAACGGGAAAGGAUUGUAAAGUAAAUAUAAACGAAUGUGAAAGUAAUCCAUGUUCAAAGUAUGGAACAUGCAAGGAUGGAAUUGGAAAUUACACAUGUGAAUGUGAUCCCGGAUUUGAAGGAGACCAAUGUCAACUGGAAAUCAAUGAGUGCGAUAGAUAUACUCCUUGUCUUCAUGGAACUUGUAUAGACCAAACAAAUGACUAUGAUUGUGAUUGUGACGCCAAUUGGGGUGGCAAAAAUUGCUCAGUUGAACUUGUUGGUUGCACUAGUGGGCCAUGUUUAAACAACGGUAUAUGUAAGCCAUAUUUGGUGAAUGAAACUCGACACCUUUUCAAUUGUUCCUGCCAGCAUGGUUUUCAAGGAGCGAUCUGCGAAAAACCCACCACAAUAUCAAUGGUCAUAAGUAGUUUGAUAACAGUGAAAACCACUCGAGAAGAAGGUUAUGAUAUUAAUUUGGAGUUCCGAACGACCUUACCGAAUGGUGUGUUGGCUUUUGGAACAUCGGGAAGUCAAAACGAACCAGUGAGCUAUAUUUUGGAGCUCAUUAAUGGAAGAUUGAACCUGCAUUCCUCAUUACUUAAUAAAUGGGAAGGAGUGUUUAUUGGAUCAAAAUUGAACGACAGUAACUGGCAUAAAGUAUUUGUUGCCAUUAAUACUUCACAUUUGGUUCUAUCGGCCAAUGACGAACAGGCAAUCUACCCCAUUGGAUCAUAUGAAAGUGCCAACGGUAGCCAGCCCUACUUUCCGUUAACAUAUUUAGGAGGAACGAUACCCAAUUUAAAAUCAUAUUUGAGGCACCUAACCCACAGACCAACAAGUUUUGUAGGCUGCAUGCAAGACAUAGUUAUCAAUGGUAAGUGGAUCUUCCCAGACGAGGAACCGGAUGAUAAUACAUCGCUGGUGAAAAUUCAAAGUGGUUGUCCAAGAUCAGAACAGUGUAAGCCUAAUCCGUGUCAUUCGAAUGGAGAGUGCAAAGAUCUAUGGCAUACAUUUUCAUGUGGAUGUCAGAGACCUCAUUUGGGGCAUACGUGUAAAUAUAAUAUAACUGCUGCAACAUUUGGGCACGAAAACACUACACAUUCAGCUGUAUUAGUGGAAACCAACGAGACAGCUCGCAGGGCUAUUCGUUCUAUUUUGGAUAUUUCGAUGUUCAUAAGAACUCGGCAAUCUACUGGACAAAUAUUCUAUCUCGGUAGUGAUACCAGAAAAGCCCUGACUUCACCUAGGGGUACAAGUGAAAUUGGGGACUCAUAUGUCUCAGCAAAGCUGCAUGGUGGAGAACUUUUAGUUAAAAUGCGAUUUAAUGGUACACCAGAAGCUUAUACAGUAGGUGGGAAUAAACUAGACAAUGGCUACAAUCACCUUAUAGAAGUUGUGCGGAAUCAAACGUUGGUCCAAGUCAAGCUCAACGGUACCGAGUACUUCCGGAAGACACUGUCUUCGACAGGUCAACUUGAUGCACAGGUGCUGUACUUGGGUGGACCAGCGCCGACUUUAGAUAAUUUAGAAACCAACAUGACAAAGGAAGAAGAAGAUAAGCUCUAUUUUAAGGGUAUUAUUCAAGAUGUUCAAAUUAGCAAUGGUUCACAUGCAAUGAUUGUUGAGUUAUAUCCUUUGAACGAAGAAGACCUACAGCUCCCGAAGCCAUUCGGAGAAGUUACAAUUGAUCGGAAUUCAGUUCUGAAAGGUGCUGUAUCUGAUGAUUUAUGUCGGAAGAAACCAUGUCAGCACAAUGCAGAAUGCAAAAAUACUUGGAAUGACUUUGAGUGUACUUGUCCCAAGGGAUAUAAGGGCAAAUUUUGUCAGGAUAUUGAAUUUUGCCAGCUAAAUAAAUGCCCAGGCAAUGGAGUGUGUCAGAAUUUGGAUGAUGGUUUUGAAUGUAUUACAAAUAUGACUUUCACUGGCAACGAAAAAUCGCCUUUAGCCUUCGCAUACUUUUCCGUGAAUCCAGAUGAAGAAACUGUUCUGAAGCCUGUUGUUGAAAUUUCGUACAGAACCAAGACUGGAGGAACACUGCUAUAUGUUCAAGAUGGAGAUCGUUAUUUUGACAUUGCUGCCUUCAGAGAUCAAGUUACAGUUCAGUGGAAAUUGGGUCGGGAGCUGCCAGAAACAAAGCGAUUUACCAAAGACAAGUCUGAUUUCGAAUGGAGCCGAGUAUUUUUAAAAGUUGAAGGAGAUAAACUCGAAGGUGGUUGGAAAGGUUGGGAGGAGACACCAGAUCCGUCGCCGGCAUUCACCUCUGACAUUGAUCAAAGUGCAUUCCAGGAUUUAAUUUCAGGCAAAAAUAUGGUUUACUUAGGAGGAAUGCCCCUAUCUGAUAAUCUUCUAUCACGCGGGCUGACAUCUGGAGCGACUUUUAAAGGUUGCUUAGGAGAAGCCAGAUUGGGUGACCUAAUACUUCCUUAUUUUAUGAACAACGAAAUGUACUCUGAGAAUUUACAACCACGUUCACAGUUCCGACUAAACUCAACCAAACCCGAAGAGGGUUGCGUUCUUUGCUUCCAAGAAGAUUGUAAAAAUGAUGCAGUUUGCUCAAAUCCUUCAGAGCAAUACGCUUGUGAUUGUAAGCCUGGCUAUGAAGGCGAUGAUUGCUCAAUCGAUAUUGAUGAGUGUCUACUAGCAAAUUGUACAAAUAACUCAACUUGCAUUGACAAAGUAGCCAGCUUUGUUUGCAGCUGUUUGCCAGGCUAUGAUGGUCAACUUUGCGAGCACAAUAUCGAUGAGUGUGCUUCCAUGCCGUGUCACAAUGGUGGAAACUGCACGGAUCUGGUAGCAGCUUUCCAUUGUGACUGUACAGAGGAUUAUGCUGGACCACAGUGUGAUGUCUUGAAGUUGGUCACUUGUGCCGAUCAACCAUGUCGAGAAGGCUCGACGUGUGUGGAUGGCUUCAAUAUGACAACGGGCAACAACUUUACUUGCUUUUGUAUGCAAGGAUUGCAGGGUUCUUUAUGCGAUGUUCCCUUCUGCCAAGUUGAACCCUGUGAAAACGGUGGUUUUUGCCUCACAACGGAACCAACGCCACCUGUUUGCCAAUGUAGCAUUGGUUAUACUGGAAGACUUUGUGAAACCGAAAUCAACGAAUGUGAUCCUGAGCCAUGUCAGAAUGGUGGAGAAUGUAAGGAUUCAAUAGGAAGUUAUUCGUGCAAUUGCACAGGAACUGGUUUCGAAGGUCAAAUGUGUGAGAUUGAUAUCGACGAAUGUCAGACAGGUCCUGCUAAAUGUGGCGGUAGAGGAGUUUGCAUAAAUACACGUGGUUCUUUCAAAUGCUUAUGCGAAGUUAAACUCUGUGGCUCAGAGUGCAACUUAGUAGAUCCGUGUCAGCAACAGAACAUGUGCAUGAAUGGUGGAAUUUGUGUAGAAGCCUGUACAGAUGUAGCUGAUUAUUAUUGUAACUGCACUGAUGGGUUUGGAGGGAAAAACUGCUCAGCAAUGAUCGUCGCUAAGGAUGAGGGCCCGUCAACAGCAGAUAUAGCAAUUAUUGUUAUUCCGGUAGUGGUGAUAUUAUUGCUUAUAGCUGCAGCUUUGCUGGGUACAUUCUUGGUUAUGGCUCGCAACAAACGAGCAACGCGAGGCACCUACAGUCCCAGUGCGCAGGAGUAUUGUAAUCCACGUUUGGAAAUGGAUAAUGUGCUUAAACCUCCGCCUGAAGAACGUCUAAUUUAGUGCGGUGCGUCAGAUAUUCUUCGUUGGUUGUUUUUUUUUAAUAUAAUAUAAAUAAAUGUUAUUUGGCGUUAUGAUGGAAUAAGAAUUACUUGUA
Messenger RNA from Eupeodes corollae, 6881 nucleotides. It is a transcript of the gene crb, whose product is annotated as protein crumbs. Gene Ontology annotation, cellular component: plasma membrane; protein-containing complex. Gene Ontology annotation, molecular function: calcium ion binding. The record is from RefSeq and is a predicted model, not a curated record. Lineage: Eukaryota; Metazoa; Arthropoda; Insecta; Diptera; Syrphidae. Gene Ontology annotation, biological process: establishment or maintenance of epithelial cell apical/basal polarity; heterophilic cell-cell adhesion. The transcript has 15 exons. The coding region runs from base 500 to 6787 and encodes 2095 amino acids.